UCUCUCCACCUCUCCCACCCCGCAUCGCGUGUUCCCCGCUCGUUCGACCCGUUGCGCGCGUCGCACAUCCACCCCAGACGAGAUGUGGGCACUCAAGUCAAGCAGACCCGCCGUCCGCAACCUCCGCAGACCUCUCCUCGUCGCGGCGCGCGUCCGCUUCUACACGGUCGUCCAGGAUGCCCCCAUACCCAAGAAGACCAAAGUAUGGGGUUCCGUUGAAGAGGCUAUCCAGGACGUCAAGAGCGGCGAUACCGUCCUCUGCGGAGGGUUCGGUCUAUGCGGUAUCCCAGAAACUCUCAUCGAAGCCCUCACUCGCCGGAAAGACGUUAAAAACAUCACCGCCGUGUCCAACAAUGCCGGUGCGAAGGACCUUGGCCUCGUGAGAUUGGUGCAGUCCGGGCAGCUCGAGAAGCUGAUGAUUUCGUACCUUGGCGGAAACAAGUUCCUCGAGCAGAAGUACCUGCAGGGCGAGGUCGGCAUCGAGCUUGUACCCCAAGGAACGCUCGUCGCCCGCCUGAAGGCACACGCCUCGGGUUACCCUGCGGUCCUCACUCCGACUGGCGCGUACACCGCCGUCGAGCGGGGUGAUAUUCCGAUUCGGUACAACCCCGGAGGUAUGGAGCAUGGUGUCGCGGUCCCAGGUAACAAGAAGGAGGCUAUGGAAUUCAAUGGUCGGAGAUACGUCGUUGAGCCAGCACUUGCUGGUGAUAUCGCGUUCGUGCACGCAUGGAAAGCGGAUGAGGUCGGCAACUUGGUCUUCAGAUACACUGCGAACAACUACAACGCAGUUAUGGCCCGGAAUGCGAAGCUCACCAUUGUCGAGGCCGAGGAGAUUGUCCCUGUCGGAAGCUUGUCGCCCAACGCAAUUCAUGUCCCUGGUGUUUACGUCGAUCGGAUAGUCAAGGCUACGGAGCCCAAGGCGAUUGAGGUCCUUGCUCUCCGUCAGGAAAGCGAGUCGCUUUCGCAGCAGGACGGUGGCGCGAGCAAGGACAAGGCAGCACACGAUUGGCGGCAUAAGAUUGCCAAGCGGGCUGCUAAGGAAAUCGGUGAUGGAUUCUACGUCAACCUGGGUGUGGGCGUCCCUACCCUUGUCCCCGAGCACCUUGAGCCUGGUGUUACCGUUUGGGUGGAGAGUGAGAACGGUAUUCUCGGCAUGGGCCCUUACCCGACGAAGGACGAGGUCGACGCUGAUAUCAUCAACGCCGGAAAGGAGACUACCACGCUUUUGCCUGGCGCCUCCUGCUUCGAUUCGAUUGAGUCGUUCGACAUGAUUCGUGGUGGACACAUGGACGUCACUUGCCUUGGUGCCAUGGAAGUUUCCCAGGCGGGCGACAUCGCGAACUUCAUGAUUCCGGGCAAGCUCGUGAAGGGUAUUGGUGGUGCGAUGGACUUGGUCUCAAACCCGGACAAGACGAAGGUCAUUGCACUGACGCAGCACUGCGCCAAGGACGGCUCGCCGAAGAUCGUGAAGGAGUGCUCGCUGCCCAUCACGGGUGCGCGCGCGGUCAGCAUGAUUGUCACUGACCUUGCGGUGUUCGAUGUCGACAGGAAGGCGGGCGAGUUGACGCUGCUUGACAUUGCGGAGGGCCUCACACUGGAGGAGCUGAAGUCUAAGACGGGCUGCGACUUCAAGGUGUCGCCGAACCUUGGUACCUUUUAGAGCAGCACACUGUGUAGCAAUAGCCAUAUAUUUAUCGUCGCAAUACAGCAUUUCAGGAGCGCACGGAAUGAUGA
Messenger RNA from Rhodofomes roseus, 1734 nucleotides. RefSeq names its product 3-oxoacid CoA-transferase. The record is from RefSeq and is a predicted model, not a curated record. Gene Ontology annotation, molecular function: succinyl-CoA:3-oxo-acid CoA-transferase activity. Gene Ontology annotation, biological process: ketone body catabolic process. Bases 83 to 1660 code for a protein of 525 amino acids. The transcript is spliced from 11 exons. NCBI's taxonomy places the organism in Eukaryota, Fungi, Basidiomycota, Agaricomycetes, Polyporales, Fomitopsidaceae.